UCUAUGCCAUCGGUCCCCACUCUAGAUGAGGCAACUAACCCAAUGUUUAUUCAAAAGAAAAAGGCCGAAUGCUGCUUUGAAAUUUAGACUAAUAGAUUUUGCUCUCUGUUAUAGCUUUUAUCAAUGGAAGAGUUAAGAGAGCAACGUCUUAUUGAUCCUCGUCUUCCAAGAACUUAUUGGAACAAAGUUGCUACAUCUGAAUUAAUUCCCUGGCCGAUAGAGAUACGGUUCUGUGAACCUAGACCUGCUACAAAUCAGACCAAGACUCCUCAUAGUUUGAGAUUCUGGUUUAGAUCAAAGGGGAAGUUGUCAGAUGAUCAGGCCUUGCAUAGGUACUACAUAUCUUUGAAAGUGUUGAGUUUUUGUUAAAAUUUGUUUUCUCAUGGAAAACUUUUGCUGUGAGAAAAAAUUUGAUUGAAGAAUUUGUGAA
This is a messenger RNA of Vicia villosa (hairy vetch), 430 nucleotides long. RefSeq names its product acyl-CoA hydrolase 2-like. Lineage: Eukaryota; Viridiplantae; Streptophyta; Magnoliopsida; Fabales; Fabaceae. The transcript has 3 exons. The record is from RefSeq and is a predicted model, not a curated record. The coding region runs from base 124 to 369 and encodes 81 amino acids.